AUGGAAUUAUUCAAAUAGCCAUAAUCCUCUGUUAAUUCCCAAUACAAGCAAUAGCCAUCAUCUUAGAUUUCGCAUUCAAAUUUCUAGAAGUCAACUAGAGGAGUUGGAUCAAUAGAUUCAAGUUCCAAUUUAAAUUUCCAGUUUCAUCUCCAAUCUCAAUAGAGUAAGGCUCAACUAGAUCCUAACAAGAUGUCAUAUCAGAACCUACCCUAAACUAAGUCUCAGAUUCCUCAGUUAAACCAUCUUUUGAAUCCAGCAAGCCCACCUAUAAGUUAGCGAGCUAGCUUGUUUAAUAACUCAUAUUUGAACUCAAAUCCAACUUAAAGACAUGCUAAUUUUCAAGGAAGUUUUGCUUAGAAUAAACAGAAUGAUUCUGCUUUGGGAAUGAUUGCUGUUGAAUAAGAUAGAUUUAACAACUUAGUUCAUCUGUCUAGUGGCUUCCCGAUUGCUGAUAUUGAGUAUAAUGGAGAAAUCUUAUAGAGAAUUCCAGCUCAAAUCAUCAGAUUAAGAUCAAAGUAAAUCGAUAGCUACUUCAAAUCAAACCCUAUUUAUCUGAAUAAUUACUCGCACAAAGCUACAAUUCAAGAUGCGCAAAUGAUUACUGAUAAUUAUAGAAAUUCUUAUUAAUAAUCUGCUUCUAAAAAAUCUUUCGCAAUCACUGGAGGCCUAUAAGUAUUAAUGAGUGACGAGCCCAAGACCUUGAAUUCUAUUUAGAGGCAAAUUAACACAUAUAAUGGCUAAGCUAAAAAGGUGACGCCAAGUAUGACUAAAGAAUAAAUAGAAAUGAUUCUUAUUCAGAACAGACUAUAAAAGAACUCUUCGUAGCUAAAGCGAAAUUCAGUAAAUAUUGAGUCAAAGAGUAAAUUUUAUCAAAACCUUUUUCACAAAAAGUAAAAUUUAACAGCUAGACAAGAAUAAAAGGUUUGCUAUGACGAGAUAUAGAGUAUAACUGAAUCAAUUCAAACAAGUUUGAAUGGAGAUGAUGACGAGGAAUAUCAUGACAUAACAAGUGGAGGUGGGGAAAUAAAUACUCCUCACAUUUAAUUGGAAGAUAAUCAAGAUCAAGAUGAUCUUUCUUACUACGAAAGAUAUAUAGGCGACAAUACCAGUCCAAUCCCAACUAGGCCUGCUUAAGAUAAUAGUGUUAGCUAUUCACAAAUAGAUGACAGAGAAAACAUGACUAGAUUAAAAAAUGAUAUAAGCUCAGUUCUUAAAUCUUCAGAUUUGAUGAAUUCUUAAAACUAAAUAUAGUAGCUGCCACCCCCACCAUAUAAAUAAUCUAAAACUAUAAAUAUGACAAAAGGAUCAGAUGCUUCUCUAACUCCUCACUAUUUUUAUAUUGAUCUAAAUAAGGACGGAAAAGAAGAUGAUAAUGAAUUAAAUGAAAAGCUCAAGUCUUAUUUCUAGAUGAAAUUUCAAUAAAAAAAGCAAGAAGAGUUAGCUAUGAUAUCAAGAUCUCUUAUUAGAAAUGAAGAAUUAUCCCCACCCCAAAAUAAUCCAUUAAAUAGGGUUUAAUAGUCCUCAGGAUUCUUUGGCUCUGGCCUUAUGUCAGCCGAAUUAUCUCCUAAAAGUGGAAAUGAACUUAUGCACUAAAAGAAUAAACACAGUGAUAGAUUAAACUCUUAAAAAAUUCCAGUGUCUAAUUUAUAAGAUGUAAGUCCUGAUUUAGGUCGUACAAAUAGAAAGGAUUUUUAAUUGUCUUAGCUAUAGAAUAACUUGCUCUCACCUUUAGCAGAUAGUAAGAAUAACAAAAGUAAAGAUAUGAAUACUUAAGCUAGUGAUCAUUUGUAAAGUACCCAAGUCUAGAAAAUAGAUAAAAAGAAAAAGCAAGCAGCUCACACUAUGAUGAAGGAGCCUAUUAAAUCUCCAAACUAAGAAAUUAUACCAGCUGUUAAAAAGGAGUCUAAUAAAUAAAUUUUAAAUUUCAAUAGCAGUGUCUAAUCUAGUAAGCCAUUGAAUAAACCUCAGGAAUAUAUAUAAGAUUUUAAAUAAGUAAAACAUCAGAAGAAUGUAGAAAUAUACAACAGCCUAGACAAUGAAAAAAAUAAAUCAGUCUCAUCUAGUUACUAUGAAAAUAAGCUAUAAAAAAAUCAAAAGAAAUUGACUAUUGAGGAUCUAGAGAAUGAAGAUGAAAGUUCUAAUCAAGAUUUUGGAAGUCAGGGAUAAACUCCCAAGACUAUGUACCAUCAUCAUACUAAGAUGACAAGAAAUAAUCUUAAAUCUACAAACUAACUAGGCUUUCACAAAUCCCUAGAUCAAAGUAAGCAAGCGUAAUAAUAACAUGCAUUAUCAUAAAAAGUAUCUCCUACAAGACCUAAUUAAGCCCUUUAUGAUGAAAUCUAUAAAACUUUAUUGGAUAAUGAGUAGAAAGAAAAGUCUUUGACUAAUAAAAUAAAAGAUUUCUUUAUAACUCCUCUUAAAAUUUACAACAUAAAUCUCUUUGGAGGAAAUGAUCGAGAUAGAAACAAUAAACUUGGCUAGAAUUUGUCAUUGCCAAGGCCAUCAUAAAAUAAUCAGCAUCAUCCUGUUUCAACUUAGAAUAAUCAAUGGAGGCUAUCUGCUUAAAGUUAAAAUGUGAGCGUCAAGUCAGCACCAUAAAAGUCUCAAACUGAGGAAAGAGUUGUGUUUUAGAAACUAUGCUUUUUGAAGUUGGAAUCAGAUAUUAGACAGUUUGUUGAAAUCCAAAUAGCGCUAACAUAGAAUUUCAUUUUGGUAUAUCAGGUUUCUGAUAAAAAUAUCAAGUUGGCUAAUAGGCCAUUAUUUGAGAUUCAAAGGCAAAAUGUUUAAAAAGAUGUAUUGAAAUACAACUAAGAAGCUUAUGAGGGAAAUUAAACCACAAAGCAAAAUAAGCGGUUCAUCUGUAAAGCCUUUUAAGCUCUAAAUAAUAACAUAAUCAAGCUAAAAUUCAAUGAGAAGAUCGAUGUGAAAUCCAACCAUCUAAAAAUAACGAAUUAAAUUAGUACCUUACAAGAUUAAUGUAUAUCUAACUUCCUAAUCAAAAGCCAGUAAGACGAGAAGAUAUUCUAAAAGUUGAAUUAAAUGUUCAAAAAAACAAAGUUUGUUGAAGAGAUUACGUUCGCUUUCAACUAGAAAAGUGAAAGAGAUUAAUUCUUCAAGCUAAUUUAAUACAUAUGA
Molecule: messenger RNA, 3135 nt
Organism: Stylonychia lemnae
Lineage: Eukaryota; Ciliophora; Spirotrichea; Sporadotrichida; Oxytrichidae
Source: the annotation of a GenBank genome assembly